Phaeodactylum tricornutum CCAP 1055/1 is the source of this 558-nucleotide messenger RNA. RefSeq lists its product with no specific name. The transcript is spliced from 3 exons. Gene Ontology annotation, biological process: glycolytic process; glucose 6-phosphate metabolic process; gluconeogenesis. The annotation marks the transcript as partial. Gene Ontology annotation, cellular component: cytosol. Gene Ontology annotation, molecular function: carbohydrate derivative binding; glucose-6-phosphate isomerase activity; monosaccharide binding. Lineage: Eukaryota; Bacillariophyta; Bacillariophyceae; Surirellales; Neidiaceae. The record is from RefSeq and is a predicted model, not a curated record.
UUUCUGUCGUCAAUCGAUCCUGUUGCGACAGCUGAUGCUGUUUGUGAUCUCGACCCGUCUUCUACUUUGGUUAUAAGUAUUGCACUACAAGGUAACGAAGAAACAGGAUUGGCUACCAAAACUAUCAAAUCGUGGCUACUGAAGGCUUUGACAAGCAGUAACCUGCUGGGGAAGCACAUGCUGCUUGUUACUGGAAAUGACCAGAUUGCUGCUGUGAUUAACAAACCUGAGAGCGUUUUCCUUGUUCCUGAUAAUACUCGAUGUGAAGCCUUUACUACUUUCACUGCAGUAAGCCUAUUGCCGCUUUCUGUUAUUUUUGGUUGGCCCAUUGUGUUGGAAUUUCUUUCCGGAGCGCACGACCUGGAUGUGCACUUUAUUGAAACGAAUCCACGGCACAAUCUACCCGUACUUUUGGCACUAACGGACACAUGGAACGAUGUAUUUCUAAGAGCGCAUGCUCGUACUGUGACACCCUUUACCGAGGCGUUCGCGCAUUUUCCAAGAUUCGCUGCAGCGCUGGAAGCGCAAGCUUGCGGGAGUCCAGUUGACCGUCACAAC